GUCCCCUCGGUAGAGAUAGAGGAGAGUAACCAACCAAGACACACGCACAGGGGGGGGGGGGGGGGGGGGGGGGAGAGAGAGGAGCUAUCCCAAAUCGAAACGAACGGCUUUGCAUUUGCUUUCUCGCCUUGGGAAUCGAAAAGUCCCAUCGAUCGAUCGCAUCGCAUCGCAUCGCAUCCCACUCCGUUCCGCCUCCUCCUCCCCCUCCCCCUCCUGCUGCUCUCUGGAAUCCCUCUACUUCGAGUUCGAGUGGUGGCUUCCAGUCCCAGACAGACGGAGGGGGUUUCGAUUCGAUCGAGCGGGACGGGAGGAUCGGCGCCGGAGCCGGAGGAGGGAGAGAGGAAGAUAGGGAGCGCACCAUCUUAUCUCGAGUUUUCCGAGAAAUGCCGUGUGCACUUGAAGUAAUUGACACAAGGGUACAGAGCACACCACAUAUUCAGUGCAACAGAUCUUUCGACCAAAGACACUUUUCGAAGGGUCCUCUGAUACGAAAACCUGUUUCUGUUCAUCCAGGGAACAGGGACACUGCAUCAACAAUACUUCCACUUGGGCAUGAUUCAGAUUGGAAACCGGCACCAUUUUUUUCUGGCAUUCAAGAGGCCAACAAAGUAAUCUCUUUGACACCAGGAGAUCUAGGUACAGAGGGCCUUGAGUUAUUAUCUGCACAGCCAAUACUACCAUGUUGCUUGGGCCAGCUGAAUGAAAGAAACAUGCAUGAUCAGGCAGAUUCUUCUAAACCAAUUUCCAAUGGAAACCCACACAGAGGAGGCACCUUAAGUCAAUCUCGACAAAGGAAAACCAUCUGCAAUUCAUCGGUAGCAGUCCCCCCCUGCCAUGUGGUUGAAAAGAAGUUCUCACAGCCUGUCACUACUAUUCUGAGGUCUGAUUCUGAUAUUUUGCAUGAUGAUGACAAACCUUCAAAAAGGAGUACUAGAAAGAAAGGAAACAAGAAAGGGAAGCAGCACGGGCGAACGACCCGUAAAAAGCUGAAUUUGGCAUCAGAAAGCACUUUUGAAGAGAAUACUUACGGUGUUUCUCCUACGGAGGUACUUCCGUCCAAUUUACUUGUUGAUAAAUUGUCAGAGAUUACAUCCUCUGGUAGCCUUUUGGUUAAAAAAGCCCAUUUGGGUGGUGAGAACAACAAUGACUCUGUGAAAUGUGGUACUAUGUUGAAUUUAUCUUCACUAGGAACUGAUGAGAUGGAUGGUUCUGAAUGUGCUGGUUCAUCUAAUGAUGCUACAGGAGGGAGAUUAAGCUGCACUUGUGUUCCUUACUUGAACGAUGAAUCAAAUACUACUGAUUCUUCAGACUUCGACGGAUCCACUUUCGCUGAACAUGGCUUGGGGGAAGAAAGCAAAAGCUGCCAGAAGUUUCCAUGUGCCUAUGUUUAUAACCCCGAUUAUGGCACUACAGAUUCCUUCUUUAGCAAGUGGAGCAAUGACAAUAGUGGGAACUACAGUGUCAAUGUUGACGCCAGGUUAACUAAGAAUGGUGAAAAUAGUCAUGAUCAUUCUCAACCGGUGGCUUCCACAGGGCUGAAUGAUGUGAGUAAGUGCCAGUUGAUAAGGCCACAUCUUACUGCUGCUCAUGCUGAAGGUACCAACUAUCAUUUAGAGAGCAGAUCUUGUUCGUCUAAGGAUGUUACUGAUAGUUGGAGUCAUACUGAAAGAGUUCAGUGCAGCAGUGAGGCCUGCAGCAGUAAGGACUCUCUUAAAAUUUGUUCAGUGAGCAGCAACAGAAGAUCAAGAAAAACAACGAGUUACAGUGAUCUAACUGUGUCUAACAGAGUAAUGAGUGCUAAUAGGAACAAGAAUAAUGGAAAAGAUAGUUUGGCUGUGUGGCAGAGAGUGGAAAGAAAUGACAAGGUCAUAUCUAAAGCAGGACAUUCAAGUAAUUCAUCUAUUCAGGAAAAGAGUGCACACGAGGACAGUAACAAGGGUGUACAGGAAGAUCCAACAAGAAAUCGGGCGAAACAUAAUCAGAAUAGGAAAGCAUGCAAACAUGAGUCCCCAAAUGGGACAGUUGAACUGGAGUCUACUAAAGAAGAAGAUGCAUUGGGCUCAUGCCAAACAUUUUUCCCCAUCUACAAGAAGCAAGCGCCCUUCCCACACCAGCAAAGCUCUUCUUCGAAACAAGGUUCUCAGUCAUUGAAAAACUACUAUGCUCCUAGGAACAAUAUCCCCAAGGUGCCAAAGGAUUCCUUGCAGCAAGAAGAAUUGUCUACGCUGCAGCUAGUUCAUGCCAAUGACAUUGGUGGUAGAUCAACCUCAAAUUCUUGGUCAACUGACAAAGUUGUUCAAACUGGAGAUAGCAGCAACUAUCCAACUGAGGGAAAUGAGAGUUCACAAUCUAGUAUUGAUGUAGCUGCAUCAGUAUCUUCGAACUUGUUUCCAGAUUUGACGCUACGAGCUGCUUCUGAUGGUGCCCACAUAUCAGAUCCUUACUCUUUAUGUCCUCAAGACAAGGGCACAUACACUAGUUGGAGCUCCAAGAACUCGUGUACAGAUAAUUGCACUGCAGAAACUGAGGAAGCUCGAUGUGUGAAGCUAACAACAGAGAAUAAUUCUCAAGAAUCCUGUAAGUGUUAUUCUGCUGGUGGACACCUGUCACAGAAAUGGGUUCCUGUUGGAAAGAAAGAAGCGUCUAAUGUGAUCCAUUUAGAUAUCUCAGAGGCUUCUGUUGUCAAAGGUAUAGUUCCAGCUAAUUAUAUUUCCGAUUCAGUUGGUCCUGUAUCAACGGAUGGUGAAGAUAGCAAAUUAGCUAGUGAAAUGACAUCUAAACUGAGCUCAUCUGAAUGCACCGAUUUGAAAAGUCAAGCACAUGAUGGAAUCGAGACUGGUUACAACAAGAUAAAAGAAGCCAUCAGUUAUGUUUUCACAGCACAGCGACGAUCAGAAGACAUCCAACUUCGCAUUGGUAGGCCUCUUGCAGAUUUUGAACUUUUUGUUAGCUCUGCUUCUCCAGUUGUGCACUGUAACCCUUGCCCUGCUGGCUGUAAAUCUUACUUGCAAGAAUGUGUGGGGGAUGGUUUAUGUUUCCAUCAGACUGCAGAAAUCACUCUAAGAACUGUGUGGAGGUGGUACGAAGAACCUGGCUGCUAUGGUUUGGAAGUAAAGGCACAGGACUUCCGUAGAUCAAAAGGCUUGGGGAAUAGCCAUUGCCAGGUUACUACCUAUUUCGUGCCAUAUCUAUCUGCCAUUCAACUUUUCAAAAAGACUAAAGGAACCAGUGGUGGAAGCAUUGUUAAGAAAACAAUGGAUGGGGAUAUGACAUGUGAAACAUCUCCGCAUCAGAACCUGCCACCUAUCUUUGCAAAGCUUCUGCCACAACAAUCUAAUCCAAGGAACAGAUCAUCUACCUUUCACACUGAAGAUGAUCAACAGUUAGUCAAUGGCGAGCUCAUGUUUGAAUUUUUUGAAUCCGAACAACCAUACUCGCGGCGACAGUUGUUUGAAAAGGUAAAUGAGCUGAUUGCUGGUGCGAAACCUGUGAAUUGCCAAAUUUUUGGAGACCCGAAGAGUUUGGAGCUGAGCCUGCGUGAUCUCCAUCCAGCCUCUUGGUAUUGUGUUGCAUGGUAUCCCAUAUACCGUAUACCAGAUGGUAAAUUGCAGGCUGCAUUCUUGACAUAUCAUUCUCUUGGGCACUGGAUUGGUCGGAGUAGCUCAGCAGAUGGGGCUGUUAUUUUGCCUGUCAUAGGCCUGCAGUCUUACAAUGACAAGGCGGAGCAGUGGUUUGAGAUGAGCAAACCCGAUCCAGAAGCUAGUGUGCCAGCAGAGGAUGGACAGUGUAGUGAAGCGCCCCAGGUUCUGAAGCAGAGGGUGCGAGCUCUGAAUGAUGCUGCAGCGGCGAUGUCCAGGGCCAACGUGGCCAAGAGUGGGCAGAUGACUAGAAACAGGCACCCAGAUUACGAGUUCUUCAUCUCACGCUACCGAUAGCUUCUUCCUGAAGCAGCGGCUGGAGCUGUGCACGUUGCAGAUCUAGCUCUGGGAACUAGGCGAACUACAGUACUCUUUAUCUGUAUGUAUAUUAGCAGGGAUCUGUGGAAGAUAGCAGAGGGAGUGAGUUUUGUCGGAUUUAGGGUGAUGUGUACAUAUGAAAACAACCACCACUGCAGUUAGUGUUGACUGUUAGUAUAUGCCACCUCGUGACUUUGUUAAGUAUAUGCUACAACUGCAAGUGAUGAUGGACGAUCAGGAAGCACAAUGCAGAUGAUCAUGAAUGAGGAGAAAGUCUGGUGUUUAUUUAUCA
This is a messenger RNA of Panicum virgatum (switchgrass), 4248 nucleotides long. RefSeq lists its product as uncharacterized. The transcript is spliced from 7 exons. Lineage: Eukaryota; Viridiplantae; Streptophyta; Magnoliopsida; Poales; Poaceae. The coding region runs from base 384 to 3935 and encodes 1183 amino acids. The record is from RefSeq and is a predicted model, not a curated record.